AUGUUGAGGCCUGAUCCAGACACGAGUGUCCAUCAGACAUCAUUGCCGACGGCUAUCAGCAAUGAUAGAUCUUCCCAGCGGGCCGACGACGUCGGUUUGGCCACAGCCAGUUCGACAAAGAGAAAUGGCCCUCCUACAACUUACUCAGAGAAGACUACUGUUGUCGAGGAUAGUGGAGAAUCAAUAGGAGGCACAUCGUCGAAGCCCACUUAUGAUCAUACACACCGGAAGCUGAAGCCCAGACAUAUUCAGCUUAUCGGUAUUGGGGGCACGAUUGGCACAGCGCUCUAUGUCCAGGUCGGUAAAAGUCUGAUGAAGGGUGGCCCUGGUAGUCUGUUCCUGGCAUUUUCGAUUUGGUGUUUCGUCAUCCUGGCCAUUACUGUUUGUACGCACCCCGGUCCUCAAGCCCCCAAAUUGCUCUCCCCAGCAAUGCCGCCUGCAACCUGCGCUCCAGAUGCAGCUUUCCUCAUUCGUACCAUUGAGUGCCCUGAAGCGACAAUCUCCCGUUUUCCUGCAUGCUGCCCAUGCGACUCCCUGGCUAUUCUACACUACGAACCUUGGUUAUGUUGCAUCCUAGGUCUGGCUGAGAUGGUCACCUACCUGCCAAUUUCAUCGCCCUUUAUUCGAUUUGCCGGCCGCUAUGUCGAUGAAGCCUUUGGAGUUGCCGCCGGCUACAACUUCUUCAUCUUUGAGGCUGCCCUGGUGCCCUUUGAGAUCACCGCGUGUAAUAUGAUCAUAAACUACUGGAGCGACGUUAUUCCAGUAAGCGGAGUGAUCGUCAUCGUACUUGUCCUUUACAUACUUCUCAACGUCUUUGCAGUGCAAUGGUAUGGCGAAUCAGAGUUUUGGCUUGCUCUCUCGAAGGUGUUGCUCAGCAUUGGAUUGAUUAUUUUCACAUUCAUUGUGAUGCUGGGCGGGAACCCGAAGGGAGAUCGAUUCGGGUUCCGAUACUGGAACGAGCCGGGCGCCUUUGCGGAAUAUUACAAGACGGGUGAUCUUGGCCGAUGGCUUGGUUUCCUUGCAUGUCUGAUCCAGGCCAGUUUCACCAUUGCAGGGCCCGAUUAUGUGUCGAUGGCAGCUGGAGAGGCAGUCAACCCUCGCGGAGUCUUGCCCAGGACGUAUAACGGUAUAUUCUAUCGACUCACGGCCUUUUUCGUUCUGGGUGUACUUUGUAUCGGCAUUCUCGUCCCCUACAAUGAUCCUACUAUGGCCGAAGCCUUCGCCAAAGGCCUGCCUGGCGCCGCUGCGUCGCCUUAUGUUAUCGCGAUGGACAGACUCGGGAUCCCUAUCCUCCCGCACAUUGUCAACGCCAUGAUCCUCCUGGCAGCUUUCAGUGCUGGGAAUAGUUAUGUUUAUUGCGCCAGCAGAAGUCUGUACGGGCUUGCUCUGGAUGGCAAGGCGCCACGAUUGUUCACUAGGUGCACCAAGCGGGGUGUACCGAUUUACUGUGUCUCAGUGGUCAUGCUGAUUGCACUUCUUGCCUUCCUCCAAGUGUCGAACAGCGCAUCUGUCGUCCUGGAUUGGUUCGUUAAUCUGGUAACUGCUUCUCAGCUCAUCAACUUCUCCGUCGUCACGUUUACCUAUACUCGUUUUCGGAAAGCUAUGAUAGCCCAAGGUAUUCCACGCGAAUCGCUUCCAUACAAGAGUUGGUGGCAACCAUAUACUGCCUAUGUUGCUCUGGUUUCCACAACAGUCAUGGCCUUUGUAGGCGGCUAUACUGUCUUUCUGCCUGGGAAUUGGGAUAUCCCGACCUUCCUCUUCUCUUAUACGAUGAUUGGAGCGUUUCCAAUUCUGUACUUUAGUUGGAAGAUUGUAAACCGCACAAAGACGAAGAAGCCGGAAGAGGUGGAUCUCGUGACAGGACUUGACGAGAUCGACGAGUACGAGAGAAACUACAUUCCCGAAAAACCAAGCAACGCGCUCUCGAGAUUCGCUGAUUGGCUUUUCGCUUAG
Aspergillus novofumigatus IBT 16806 is the source of this 1953-nucleotide messenger RNA. Its product is annotated as putative general amino acid permease (Agp2). Gene Ontology annotation, cellular component: membrane. The record is from RefSeq and is a predicted model, not a curated record. Gene Ontology annotation, biological process: amino acid transmembrane transport. The transcript has 6 exons. NCBI's taxonomy places the organism in Eukaryota, Fungi, Ascomycota, Eurotiomycetes, Eurotiales, Aspergillaceae. Bases 1 to 1953 code for a protein of 650 amino acids. Gene Ontology annotation, molecular function: amino acid transmembrane transporter activity.